GGGUAGCGGUGAUGCGCGUCGCCCUGAUCACCGACUCUUUUCCAUCUUUCCGUCUUCAUUCAUUUGAUUGCACGUGUUUACCCAUAGAUAAGUAUGACUGAGAGCGCGGGGAAUAAAAAUGAGGAUUGUCAUGCAGCGAAUGGUGUGAAACCAGGAAGAAAUGGCAUGGUGAAGAACCAUCAUCAUCACCAUCAUCAGUAUCAGAAGCAGGAGAAGGUUUACCAUGCUGCAUGCAAUGGAGAGCUUUACAGCAGGCCGUUCAUCGAGUCCUUUGAGGAAACUCCCAUGCUGGUUGCCGUGCUCACGUACAUGGGCUACGGCAUCCUCACGAUCUUUGGAUAUCUGCGGGAUUUCAUGAGGGAGUGGAAAAUAGAAAAAUGCCACAUAGCCAGAGAAAGGGAGGAGCAGAAGGACUUUGUUCCACUUUAUCAAGAUUUUGAGAAUUUCUACACAAGGAAUUUAUACAUGAGGAUUCGGGACAGCUGGAACAGGCCCAUUUGCAGUGUUCCUGGGGCCACGUUUGACCUCGUUGAGCGCAGUUCCAAUGAUUACAACUGGACCUUUGAGUACACUGGACGAGUGGUGAAUGAUGUGAUAAACCUUGGCUCGUAUAAUUAUCUGGGCUUUGCAGAGAACACAGGCGCCUGUACCACAGCUGCUGGAGAGGUGACAGUGAAAUUUGGGGUGGGCAUGGCCAGCACCAGACAGGAAAUGGGUGAGUGCUUAUUGGUUACUGGAUGUCUGAUUCUAAGUGACGAGUUGAACCAUGCCUCUCUGGUACUGGGAGCCCGGUUGUCCGGCUCCACCAUCCGGGUUUUUAAACACAAUAAUAUGCAGAGCCUGGAGAAGUUGCUCAGAGACGCUAUCGUUCAUGGCCAGCCUAGAACACAUCGACCCUGGAAGAAAAUCCUCAUUCUUGUGGAGGGCAUCUACAGUAUGGAGGGCUCCAUCAUACGACUGCCAGAAGUUAUAGCCCUGAAAAAGAAGUACAAGGCCUACCUUUACCUGGACGAGGCACACAGUAUUGGGGCAUUAGGACCCUACGGUCGAGGGGUGGUGGAGUAUUUUGGACUGGACUCCAAAGAUGUAGACGUCAUGAUGGGCACCUUCACAAAGAGCUUCGGUGCUGCUGGUGGCUACAUAGCAGGGAGGAAGGAUUUGAUAGACUACCUGCGAACUCAUUCUCACAGUGCAAUUUAUGCCACC
Molecule: messenger RNA, 1206 nt
Organism: Sinocyclocheilus grahami
Lineage: Eukaryota; Metazoa; Chordata; Actinopteri; Cypriniformes; Cyprinidae
Product: serine palmitoyltransferase 2-like
Exons: 8
Biological process (GO): ceramide biosynthetic process; sphingosine biosynthetic process
Cellular component (GO): serine palmitoyltransferase complex
Molecular function (GO): serine C-palmitoyltransferase activity; pyridoxal phosphate binding
Source: RefSeq, a predicted model, not a curated record